UGGAAAGAUGGAGUUUGAGGAAGAACCCUGCAGAAUGAGAGAUGAAGAUACAGAGGAACAGACAGAGUCGAUGGGACUGAAAGAAGACAAGCAGCAUCAGUUUGAAAAACCUCAACAUUUUAAAAAUGAAGAUGGAAAUGCAGUCAUUUCACAGACUGAACAGAAUUUCACACAAACACAAGCUGGAAAAACUGGACCCAGAGGAUCGUUCACAUGCACUCAGUGUGGGAAGAGUUUCAGCCGUACAUCAAACCUUAAGAGACAUGUGAGAUUUCACACUGGAGAGAGGCCUUUUACAUGCACUCAGUGUGGGAAGAGUUUCUUUGUCAAACAAGAACUUAAUGUGCACAUGAGAAUUCACACUGGAGAAAGACCGUUCACAUGCACUCAGUGUGCAUUCAGUUUUAAAUCUAAAAGUGUCCUGAAAAAACAUCAGCUCUCUCACAUUGGAGUGAGAUCAUUCAGCUGUGAUCAGUGUGAUAAAACAUUUGUUUUCGCGUCAUACUUAAAAGAACAUCUUAAACUUCAUGCUGGUGUAAAGCGUCACUUUUGCACUUUUUGUGGAAAGAGUUUUACACAACCGUACAGUUUACAAGUUCAUCAGAUUAUUCAUACUGGUGUGAGACCUCAUGUGUGCUUUGACUGUGGCAAGUCCUUUCUUACAUCUAGUGACUUAAAAAAACACCAGAGGAUUCACACUGGAGAGAAACCAUACAAGUGCUCACACUGCGGAAAAAGUUUCGCUGAUUCAUCAACCUUGAAAACCCAUGAGAGAAUUCACACUGGAGAAAAGCCGUACCAGUGCUCUUCAUGUGGGAGGGAUUUCACUCGCUCAUUUACUCUAAUUAAACAUAAGAUAAAGCAUUGCCCACAGUUGUCUAAGUCACAUUCAGAUCCAUCACUUUCAAGUAAAUAAUUCAAUAUUCAGAUUAAGCAAAAGUUGGAAUUAGUUUAAAUAAUUUAAUCAAAAUGUCAAAAUAUAAGACAUAAGUCAUUUUUUAAGGGCAUAAUGGAUAAAUUUACUUAAGUUUACACGAAGUCAAGGGGUUGCCCAUUGUAUCCUGCCUAAAAAAGCACCAGAUGUUUUUCUAUUUAUAUAUCUAAAGUGAUU
Messenger RNA from Sinocyclocheilus anshuiensis, 1111 nucleotides. Its product is annotated as gastrula zinc finger protein XlCGF7.1-like. Lineage: Eukaryota; Metazoa; Chordata; Actinopteri; Cypriniformes; Cyprinidae. Bases 8 to 916 code for a protein of 302 amino acids. Gene Ontology annotation, molecular function: RNA polymerase II cis-regulatory region sequence-specific DNA binding; DNA-binding transcription factor activity, RNA polymerase II-specific. Gene Ontology annotation, cellular component: transcription regulator complex; chromatin; PcG protein complex. The transcript is spliced from 2 exons. The record is from RefSeq and is a predicted model, not a curated record. Gene Ontology annotation, biological process: regulation of transcription by RNA polymerase II.